CCUCAUCAAGGCUCUUAUGUGUGUUUUAUUAUUAUAUUAUUUCCCGGUUACGACACGUAACAUUGUAAAAGACGGCGUUAGUGUUUGGCGGACAGAACAACACAUGGGUGGAGUUGGUACAUUCAAAAUGGCGCCGGGUUGCUUACUCGACGCUCUGCUAAUCCAUCUGUGAUUAUUAGCCGGCUAGCUUGGUAUUAAUCCUCCGCUUUUCGCUCGGAGAGAAGGGCUCUGGGGCAGACACACGCAGCGGUGUCAUGUCGGACUCGGAGGAGGAGAGCCAGGACCGACAACUGAAGAUUGUAGUCAUCGGCGACGGCGCUUGCGGAAAGACGUCACUCGCCACCAGGUUCGCUCAGGAGGCCUUCGGGAAGCAGUACAAACAAACCAUCGGCCUGGAUUUCUUCCUGAAGAGAAUAAGCCUUCCAGGCAAUCUGAACGUCACCCUGCAAGUGUGGGACAUUGGAGGACAGACCUUGGGAGGGAAAAUGCUGGAUAAAUACGUGUACGGAGCUAACGGGGUUCUCCUCGUGUACGACAUCACCAACUACCAGAGCUUUGAGAAUCUGGAGGACUGGUUCAGCAUGGUCAAGAAGGCCAACGAGGAAUCUGACGUCCAGCCUGUCAUCUCGCUGGUAGGAAACAAAAUCGACCUGGAGCACAUGAGGACGGUGAAGGCCGACAAACACCAGCGCUUUUGCCAAGAGAACGGCCUCGUCAGUCAGUUUGUGUCCGCCAAGACCGGAGACUCUGUGUAUCUUUGUUUCCAGAAGGUUGCUGCUGAGAUUCUGGGCGUGAAGCUCAACAAAGCUGAAAUAGAACAGUCCCAGAGGAUUGUGAAGGCCGAGCUGGUCAACUACCCUCAGGAUGAAGGCCUCAUUAGACAAGACAACUGCCAGCAAAGCAAAAUAUGUUUGCUUCAAUAGUUGGAACGUGUGGUCAAGGCGGACAUCGUAAACUACAGUCAAGACACGGUGGCCCGGACGGUCAACACCCCUCGCAGUUCCAUGUGUGCGGUGCAGUGAGUCCACUCAAUAAAACCCACCGAGAUGCCAUCUUGUCUGUCAAUCAGCCAGUAAGUCAGUAUUGUUUCUCCUUGUGGGCUGUGCCACCUGUACUCGUGUGUCGUUGCUCGUACGGCUGUGGCGAAGGACGGACACCCGUUCAAUUCAAUUUCCGUAAUUGAUCUGUGCGUCAUGACGUGAGUAAAUUUACUUUGGUAUCCUUCUCUGUCACGAUCGCAGCAGAGAAAAGAGAAACCCAAUGACAUGUUUGCAUGUGAUGUCCUAAAUUAAUGUUCCACAGAUGAAUAUUGUGCAUAAUCUGUAAACUACAUUACCAAUUUCAACCUAUCAUUUUUAAUUACAAGUAUUGCCUCUCUCUACAUCGCUAAACUCCCAUCAUUUCUGGUUUCCAUGUGUGUACUGUAAGUAACCAGUGACAAUUGUCAGUAGAUUUUACACUGUAUGUACGGUAAAUGUUGAAUUGAAACAUCCAUCCUACCAAUCAUCAACAUACACCCCCAAUCCAUUCUGUGUAAAUACAAGUAUGAUGACCUGCUCACAGUAUGUACAGUUGAGUUGGUUUCUGUUUUUAAAUAAAAGCUUUAUGUUGAAUA
Molecule: messenger RNA, 1615 nt
Organism: Entelurus aequoreus (snake pipefish)
Lineage: Eukaryota; Metazoa; Chordata; Actinopteri; Syngnathiformes; Syngnathidae
Gene: rab28
Product: RAB28, member RAS oncogene family
Exons: 8
Coding region: 255-923 (222 amino acids)
Cellular component (GO): endosome; Golgi apparatus
Molecular function (GO): GTPase activity; GTP binding
Source: RefSeq, a predicted model, not a curated record